Sphaeramia orbicularis (orbiculate cardinalfish) is the source of this 2427-nucleotide messenger RNA. RefSeq names its product T-box transcription factor 2b (gene tbx2b). The coding region runs from base 28 to 2100 and encodes 690 amino acids. Gene Ontology annotation, molecular function: RNA polymerase II cis-regulatory region sequence-specific DNA binding; DNA-binding transcription factor activity, RNA polymerase II-specific. NCBI's taxonomy places the organism in Eukaryota, Metazoa, Chordata, Actinopteri, Kurtiformes, Apogonidae. Gene Ontology annotation, cellular component: nucleus; chromatin. Gene Ontology annotation, biological process: regulation of transcription by RNA polymerase II; cell fate specification; positive regulation of DNA-templated transcription. The record is from RefSeq and is a predicted model, not a curated record. The transcript has 7 exons.
UUCACUUCUGUUUUUGUGGAUGCACCGAUGAGAGAUCCAGUUUUUACAGGGACUGCAAUGGCUUAUCACCCUUUCCACGCACACCGGCCGACCGACUUCCCCAUGUCCGCCUUCCUAGCGGCCGCGCAGCCUUCCUUCUUCCCGGCGCUCAGCCUGCCUCCCGGGGCGCUCACUAAACCCAUUCCCGACCACGGCCUGGCCGGGGCGGCGGAGGCUGGGCUCCACCCGGCCCUCAGCCACCAUCAGGCGGCUCAUCUCCGCAGUAUUAAAAGUCUGGAACCGGAGGAAGAAGUGGACGACGAUCCAAAAGUUACACUGGAAGCCAAGGAUCUGUGGGACCAGUUUCAUAAACUCGGCACGGAGAUGGUUAUUACCAAGUCCGGAAGGAGGAUGUUUCCUCCGUUCAAAGUGCGAAUAAACGGGCUCGAUAAAAAAGCCAAAUACAUCCUGCUGAUGGACAUCGUGGCGGCGGACGACUGCCGCUAUAAGUUCCACAACUCCCGCUGGAUGGUGGCGGGUAAGGCCGACCCGGAGAUGCCCAAGAGGAUGUAUAUCCACCCAGACAGCCCGGCCACCGGCGAGCAGUGGAUGGCCAAGCCUGUUGCUUUCCAUAAACUCAAGCUGACCAACAACAUCUCAGACAAACACGGAUUUCAGACUAUCCUGAACUCCAUGCACAAGUACCAGCCCAGGUUCCACAUAGUCCGGGCCAAUGACAUCCUGAAGCUCCCCUACAGCACCUUCAGGACCUACGUGUUCCCGGAGACCGAGUUCGUGGCUGUCACAGCGUACCAGAACGACAAGAUAACGCAGCUGAAGAUUGACAACAACCCUUUUGCCAAAGGAUUCAGAGACACGGGAAACGGAAGGAGGGAAAAAAGGAAACAGCUGACCAUGCCGUCGCUGCGGAUGUAUGAGGACCAGUGCAAGGCGGACCGGGACGGUGUGGACUCGGACGCCUCGUCCAGUGAGCCCCCAACGGGCAGAGACACCGUCCACUCCCCGCUGGGAGCCAGCAGCAGCCCGCUGAGGUUCAGCAGACCCAGUCGAGAUGAGAAAACAUGCACUGACAGUGAGCAGGAGCUGGAGCAACACGAUGAGCGCUGCACCGGCUCCAACAGCCCCGGAGCCGAACCCGAGUCCCCCUACAGCUCCAGGUGCGAGGAGCGUGUGCGGGACAGGCCGAGCGCGGAGAAGAAGGACGACUCCAUAUUCAGUAUAAGGAACCUGGAGAAGGACAAAGCAGAGAACAGGCACAGGAAGGACACCCCAGACGCACUGACUAAGGACUCAGAGGCCGGGGGCAUCAGCGCCACUAAGGACGCCUUCUCUCCUCUGGUGGUCCAGACCGACAGCCCCUCGCACUUCAGCCCCAGCCACUUACAAAGCCUGGCCCUGUCCGGCCUGCACAGUCAGCAGUUCUUUAGCCCUCUGAACACCGGAUCGCCGCUGUUGUUUCACCCGGGCCAGUUUGCCAUGGCCCCAGGAGCCUUUUCCGCCAUGGGCAUGGGCCAUCUACUGGCCUCUGUAUCUGGAGCAAGCGGGUUGGAAAAUGGCAGCAUCUCCAGCCAGAGCACAGGAGGGACCCCCAGCCCCUUCCCCUUCCACCUGUCCCAGCACAUGCUCGCCUCUCAGGGCAUCCCCAUGCCUCCGUUCGGGGGUCUUUUCCCGUACCCCUACACCUACAUGGCAGCGGCUGCAGCGGCCGCCUCCGCCUCCGCCCUCCCGGCCACCAGCACCUCCAGCCCGCUCUCCAGGAACCCCUUCCUGGGCUCGUCCCGGCCCCGGCUCCGCUUCAACCCCUACCAGCUCCCGGUGUCUCUGCCUCAGAGCUCCAGCCUGCUGUCCCUCAACCCGGUGUCUGAAUUAUCCAAACCGGGCAGCAGGGAGACCAGCCCGGCCCCGGAGCACCACAGCAACCAUAAGAUAGGAGGAGGGGGAGGAGGGGGGGGGGGAGGAGGAGGAGGUUCAAGCGGGAGAGCCGGAUCUCCCAAAACCUCCAUGAAGGACUCAGUGAACGAGCUGCAGAGCAUCCAGAGACUGGUGAGUGGACUGGAGGGCCAGAGGGAGCCCUCCCCAACUGCAGACUCACCCAAGUGAUGCAGACUGUGUGGGGGAAUACUUGGCUUGAAAACCAGAGGACUACAGUGCAUAUGUCCUGUACAGCACAUUACAGAGACUGGGAUGAGGUGUGGACCGAUAUGGGUCGGUGAAGGCCUGGGACCGAUAUGUUUUGGAACAAAGCUGCAGACAGACAAGAGCUAGUCCCUAUAAUUAAAUUGAAUUUGUUUGUUUUUUUUAAUUUCCAAGAAUUGAGGGUUCGAAUGAGCACCAAUUUGGACCAUCCUGGUACAACGAAACCGUCCUUGAACAAUGGGACACUGCAUUUAUAAAUUUCUUCAUUGGUAAAAUGAAGAAAUCCAGAUU